Papaver somniferum (opium poppy) is the source of this 1384-nucleotide messenger RNA. Its product is annotated as zinc finger A20 and AN1 domain-containing stress-associated protein 9-like. Lineage: Eukaryota; Viridiplantae; Streptophyta; Magnoliopsida; Ranunculales; Papaveraceae. The transcript has 2 exons. Bases 505 to 1023 code for a protein of 172 amino acids. Gene Ontology annotation, molecular function: zinc ion binding; DNA binding. The record is from RefSeq and is a predicted model, not a curated record.
AAUGAAAAGGGGAGUUAUCUGAAAGCAGAAACAAAACAAGAUACACAGGAUGUAAAGUCGCUCCGCUCCUCCAAUAAUUAGGUUCACGGGCAGCUGACCAACUCGGGCAACGGUCAGAUGCUUGGAGAGAGAAAAGUAGAGAUAACGGUGGUUACCCAAACACGUCCCUUAAAAUCCUAGCCCUUGCCUCAUUUCCAACGAAUUUUUUUCUUUGGUUUUCUCUCUUUUCUCUUUCUCUAUAAUCGAUCGGGAACUUCAUCGUCUAAUUAAAUCAAUUCUCCUCCUCCUCUCAUCUACUAAUCUUGAGAGCCAAUUACAAGAAGGAAAAGAUAAGGACGGUAUGAAUUUGUAGAGGAGAAAAAAGCUCGGUAGAAUAUAGAGAUGGAGUAGUUGAAGACUCGAAGUUUCUGAGAGAUUUGGACUUUGAUCUCUAUUGCCAUCACCAUUGUCUCCAAUUCCUUAAAUAUUUCUAUUUAUAAAGAGGGUAUUCUGUUUUCAAGAAUCAUGGCACAGGAGAGCUGGAAGAAGGAAACGGAGGAAACUGAAUGCCAAGCACCAGAAGGAAGAACCUUCUGUGCAAACAAUUGCGGCUUCUUUGGAAGUUCAACUACCAAUAACUUCUGCUCCAAAUGUUACCGAGAUCUUGUCAUGAACCAACAACAGCAACAAGUGAAAGCAUCUCCUCUCAUCCCCUUGCCUCAAAAGAUGCCUGCUUCGACCAAUUCGUUGCUGAUAUCUGAACCUGUCUUUGAGAGGAUUGAUAAGGUGGAAGAAAAACCUGAUUUGAAGAUUGAGCAAGGCCCAUCAUCUGCAGAGGUUGUCAAACAACAACCUAACCGUUGCAUGUCUUGUAAGAAACGCGUUGGUUUGAUAGGUUUCAAGUGUCGAUGUGGGGGUAUGUUUUGUUCUGUUCAUCGAUACUCGGAGAAGCACGAGUGCUCAUUCGAUUACAGAAAUUCUGGACGUGAAGCCAUAGCCAAAGCAAAUCCACUCGUCAAGGCUGAGAAAAUCCAAAAGAUCUGAUGCUUUUUUUAUAUGAAGAAUGAUGAUUCUUCCGAAAGGAAUGGGUAAUAUUUGCUUUCUUUUCUUUGCUCUCUUUUCGCAUUUUGCAACGUGAGAUUUCUUCUGAAUCCAAACAAGGACACAGAUCAGAAACUGGAAAAGAAAACAAAAAGAAGAGGAGAAAAGAAGGAAAGCAAAAGAGACAAGAAAUGCUUGAAGUACUAUAAGUACUUCAUGUCUAUGCUGUGAGUUUGUAUUGUAGUUUCUUAUCUGUAGGUUGUGGAAUGUAAUCUUCUGUAUAAUGUAAAUAAUUAAACCCACAGUUUCUAGGGAGCUCUUCGUAUGCUAUAAAAUGAUCUGUGCUUUGCUUUCCUUUUCGAUA